Arachis duranensis is the source of this 2905-nucleotide messenger RNA. RefSeq names its product filament-like plant protein 2. NCBI's taxonomy places the organism in Eukaryota, Viridiplantae, Streptophyta, Magnoliopsida, Fabales, Fabaceae. The record is from RefSeq and is a predicted model, not a curated record.
GCUUUCUAUUCCACCGUUUCAGAGGCAGCUGCCAUUUUGAAUGGAAUGCUCUACCGUUACUGACAAACUACAGAUUUUCUGCUUCCCCAUUUAAUUAUUAUUAGAAAUUAAUUACAAUUAUUUUAUUGUUGUCAUUAACUACCUUUGUUUCCUUUGCUUCUACACGCUUAAAUAAAAUAAAUCUCGUCUAUUCUCUUCUAGCCUCCAUAUAUUAUUUUGUUGAGUUGGCCUCAAUCAGAGAUAAAUUCGCUGCAAUUUCAACCUAACGUUAGAUACUUAGAUUGUUGGACCCAUUGAUGGAUAAGAAGAGAUGGUUAUGGAAACAUAACUCUUCCGAGAAGGGUCCUGGCGAAACCGAUAGCUCAGGAUCAGCAUCAUCUCAUUCUGAGGAAGGAUCGAAGGAAUCUCCAAAUGGAAGUAGCCUGUCCCCUGCUGUCACCUCAAAAACCGCAGCCUGGGCAAAUGAUGCAAAUUGUUCAUUUUCUAAUGAACAAUUGCCUGUAGAAACUUCAAAACCUCUAUCUACUGCAGGUAUGAUGAACGAUGGUUUGCUAGAGAAAGAUGAACAUGGAGAAAAUGAAAAUAUAAAAAAUGUAGAGGAAGGUUAUCUUAUGUCGAAGAAGCUAUCUGCAGCACUCGUCAAUGUCAAUACCAAAGAAGAUUUGGUUAAGCAGCAUGCGAAAGUUGCUGAAGAAGCCAUUGCAGGCUGGGAAAAGGCUGAAAAUGAAGUGUCAUUUUUGAAGAAGCAACUUGAAGCAGCAACUCACAAGAGUUCCACUCUUGAAGAUCGAGUCACCCAUCUGGAUGGUGCACUUAAGGAGUGUGUUAGGCAGCUAAGACAGACAAGAGAAAAGCAGGAAGAGAAUAUAGGUGAUGCAAUAGAACAGCGGACUUGUGACUUGGAAUUGGCCAAAAUUAAACUUCAGAGAAGAGUUUCUGAGCUCCAGAGCAAAUUGGAGCUGGAAAUGAGGACAAUUGAGAGAGAUUUAAGUACUCAAGCUGCUGAGACAGCUAGCAAGCAACACUUAGAAAGCAUCAAGAAAAUAGCCAAGCUGGAGGCUGAGUGCCGGAGACUGAAGAGCAUUGCUUCAAGAGCUUCUGUAGUUAAUGAUCAUAAAUCUACUGUUUCAUCCUCGUUUUGUGUUGAGUCUUUCACAGACAGUCAAUCAGACAGUGGGGAGCAACUUAAUGCAGUUGAGAUUGAUACCCACAAGACAACCUGCUCAGACCCGAACAAGUGUGAGCUGAGUUGUUCUGAUUCAUGGGCAUCUGCAUUAAUAGUCGAGCUUGAUCAGUUUAAGAAUGAAAUGUCCCGACAAACUCCAACCAAUUCUGUUAAACUUGAUCUCAUGGAUGAUUUUCUUGAAAUGGAACGACUUGUUGCAUUGCCUGAGACCAAGAAUGAAAGCCAUGUCCAGGAGUCAGUUGUUGACAAUCACUGCAUUAUUGAAAAAAGCUCUCCCGGAGCACAGUUUGAGAUCAUGAAUAAACAAAUGGAUGAACUAAGAGAGAAGUUAGAGAAGGUUGAAUUGGAAAAAGCUGAACUAGAGAUGGCUUUGAUGAAAAGUGAAGAGUCUAUUAAGGAGUCGCAGCGUCAGAUGAGUUACACAGAAAAGAAAGUGGAGGAGUUGCAAGAGGAACUUGAAAAUGCCUACAAAUCAAAAGAAAUGAUAGAAAAUUACCUGAUUAGCAUGGAGGCAGAAGCUCAAACAUUAUUAGCAAAGGUUGAUGUAUUAGAAGCAGAGGUAGAUAAGGAGAGGGCUGCGUCCGAAGAAAUUGCGAUGAAGUGUAAGGUGUUGGAACAAGAGCUACAAACCAAAUUUGCAGAGGUUGACGUAUUAGAAGCAGAGGUUAAUAAGGAGAGGACUGCAUCUGAUAAAAUGGUGACCAAGUGUAAGGAUUUGGAGGAAAAGUUAAAAUCUAAAUCUGCAGAUGUUGACAUAUUAGAAGCAGAGGUUAAUAAGGAGAGGGUUGCUUCAGAUAAAAUCAUGACCAAGUGUAAGGACUUGGAGGAAGAGCUAAAAUCCAAAUCUGCAAAGCUUGACUUAUUAGAAGCAGAGGUAGAUAAAGAAAGAGCUGUGUCAGAAGAAAUUGCAAUGAAAUUUAAGGAUUUGAAGGAACAGCUAGAAAGCAAGAAGCAGGAAGAGAUACUUAGAUCAACAAGUAGCUCUUAUGCAGAAAAGAAGAUAAAGCAGGAGGAUCUAGCUCUGGCUGCCGGAAAGCUUGCGGAGUGCCAGAAAACAAUAGCUUCCCUGGGGAACCAGUUAAAAUCCCUAGCUACACUGGAAGAUUUCUUUAUUGACACUGCUAGCAUUCCAGCAAGUCCGUCGCUUGUUGCUCAAGCCAGUGGCGAGUUAUGGAAGCUGCAUUCGAACGACACAUUUUCACCGAAAAGAGAUUCCAAUAUUUCAGGGUUGGCUGUUGGGAGCUCUGGCCAAUCCUUAAACAAAAACGAAGAGAGCUUGCAGCCUUUGUCAUCUUCAUCAACUUCUUUGGCUGCCCUCACACCAAACCAUGUCGGAUCUGAGAAGAGUCGAAAUGGUUUUGCAAAAUUUUUCUCUAGAACAAAGAGUGGGAUCAGAUUGGAAAUUUAGUUAGUGAAGAUACAGUGACUUAACUGACAACUGUAGUGCAAGUCAUUCUUUUCUAAUGUUGUAAGAGAUUGGUCUUCUAAUUCAAAGAGCAGAUUUAACAACACUAAAUUCUUACCAAAAAUACAUGGCGAGUGCUAUGGUGUAGAUAGAAAAUUUCUUCUACACCUAUAGAUGACACUUGUCGAGAGUUGAGAUUGGUUUUGUGCUAUGUUUAAACAUGAUAUAGGAGACAAUUUCCGGACAUAUAAAAAGUUAAAAAACCCAAUACAACUUAGGAUCGCAGUCUUCGAGGUCCCACUGCCAUUUGUAUU